GUUGAAUCCUUUUAUUUUUCUAAUCAAAUUUAUUGCACUUUUUUAACAGGAAAAAGCAGACGGCAUGGAUGUUAUCAGCGAAAGCGAUCCUAACGGAUCAAGCAGUGAAGACAAAGCUUCUAAUACUAACUCUAAGGGGGGCACCUCAAAUGGAAACACUGAUGCAAGCCACAGUGAUAGCGGUGACAGUCAUCUGUCUCCGCCAAGCAAGCUAAAGAAAUGCUCCAAAUUUAGUUCUCAAUUCAAUAUUGCAAAGAUGGUCAAAUUGAUCGGAAGAUUGACAGGUCCUCAAAAAGAUACAAUUACAAGCUGUGGGUUUGGUUCAAUCCUCUCCCUCAAAUGUACAUCAAUCCCAAAUGCACUGGUCUUAUGGAUUGCCAAGCAUUAUGAUCCAAAGAGUAGACAGUUCAAGAGUUUUGGCAGCUCAUCUUUUAAGAUUGAUGCAGUUACUGUCCAUCAGAUCCUUGGUAUUCCAUUUGGAGGAAAGAAAGUCCCAAACAAAUCAUCUAGUUGUGCAAAGUCUGCCAUUCUGAAAGAUACAAAUUAGCAAAACCAAGCUGCCAAA
Molecule: messenger RNA, 565 nt
Organism: Panicum virgatum (switchgrass)
Lineage: Eukaryota; Viridiplantae; Streptophyta; Magnoliopsida; Poales; Poaceae
Exons: 3
Coding region: 65-547 (160 amino acids)
Source: RefSeq, a predicted model, not a curated record